Molecule: messenger RNA, 842 nt
Organism: Macroventuria anomochaeta
Lineage: Eukaryota; Fungi; Ascomycota; Dothideomycetes; Pleosporales; Didymellaceae
Product: density-regulated protein DRP1
Exons: 4
Coding region: 58-642 (194 amino acids)
Biological process (GO): translation reinitiation; formation of translation preinitiation complex
Molecular function (GO): translation initiation factor activity; mRNA binding
Source: RefSeq, a predicted model, not a curated record
CACUGCAACCCUCGCCAUCUACCAGAGCUCCAAUCUCGAGCACAACAGACACACAUCAUGGCAGAUACACUACCGAUCAAGGUCACAUACUGUGGAGUAUGCACACUACCACCAGAAUACUGCGAAUUCGGUGGCACGACCAAGAAGUGUGAAGAAUGGUUAGCGGACAAGCACCCGGACAUGCACCAGAAGCUAUACUCGCAAGAAGCACUAGCCCAAAACCUCUCCUCCCUCUCCGUCGAAGCACAAAAGCGCGCCGAGAAAGAUGCCGUAAAGAAAGCCAACAAGGCCGCCACCGCCGAAAAACGCGAAGCCGAAACGCGCGCCUCGUCAAAGAUAAUAAUCAAGCGCAUCGAGCGCAACAAGCGCAAAUACGUCACCGCCGUCUCCGGGCUGGAGGCCUUCGGUCUGGACAUCAAGAAGGUGUCCAAGGAUUUCGGCAAGAAGUUUGCUACGGGCGCCAGUGUGACCAAGCUGCCGGGUGGCGGCGAGGAGAUUACUGUGCAGGGCGAUUUGAGUGAGGAUAUCGAGGAGUUUCUGGUGAAGACGUAUAAGGAGGUGCCUGAGGACAAUAUUGAGUUGGUUGAGGAUAAGAAGAAGACGAAGGGAGAGAAGGCGGCGGCGAAUGUGCCUGCGCAAUGAGGGGUUGAGGUGAUAUUGAGUGGUGUUUGAGCGGCUGUGGCGAUGAAAGAGCAUGGGCGACGUGGAGUAUAGGGUGUUGGGGACGAAGAGUGUGAUGGCGAAAAGGCGAUUGGCGCAGAGGGACAAGACUGUAGCAAUUGUACAGCUGUACAUCGGUCAGAGGGACGACUCAUAGAUAGUUGGGAGAUUCGUCACAAUGC